CUUCCUUCCUUCCUCUACUUUUGUCUCUUCCCCCCAACCCCCCUCCAAAACUCUUGAUUCACCCUCUCCAGAAAAAGCUAACUAUUCUGAUUUCAUUUUUCAAGAAGCAAACCUCCCCCCACCCCGGGCAAAAUAAUAAUAAUACCCCAAACCCCUCACCACCUCAAUUCCCCGGCGCGCCCCCUCCCAGCCAAGCCAACCUCCCAAAGAACUUCAACUUGGAGACUGCCUGAAUGGUGACGGGAGAGAACAGUGUAACCUUCUCGCGCCAUGGACUGUAACUGCGUCUCGGACCUGCUGCUCACCUCGCCGGUUCCUGCUCUCUGGACUCCAGGGUUCGCCUUCCCAGACUGGGCCUACAAGCCAGAGUCGAGCCCCGGGUCCCGCCAGAUCCAGCUGUGGCAUUUCAUCCUGGAGCUUCUGCAAAAAGAGGAAUACCAGAACGUCAUCGCCUGGCAAGGGGACUACGGCGAGUUUGUCAUCAAGGACCCGGACGAGGUGGCCAGGCUGUGGGGAAUCCGUAAAUGCAAGCCCCAUAUGAACUACGACAAGCUGAGCAGGGCCUUGAGGUACUAUUACAACAAACGGAUCUUGCACAAGACCAAGGGCAAACGCUUCACCUACAAGUUCAACUUCAGCAAAGUGGUCCUGGUGAAUUACCCUCUCCUGGACAUGGCUGCCAACUCCCCGUUUCUGCUGGCUCAGAACCCUUUCAAUGGGAGCAACCAUGGGGCAGAUUGUGCCCCUCUGACCCCUGAGACCCUGCAAAGCCUCUUCUCAAGCCCCCGUUUGGGGGACCCGGCAACCCGCACCCCACUCUUUGAACGCCAAACUGAGACAGAGAAGCUCAGACUGGAUGCAACCUUCCCUUUUCUGGGGUCAGGUGUUGCUGGAUAUACAAAGCCCCCCAGUUUGCUGACUCCGUAUGGCAGGAACGCUUCCUUCCCAGAUUACCCCUGGAAUUUUAACCCUUACCUGUCCAGCUCUUUCCCCCUGAACAGCUCCAAACUGCCCGCCUCCCUGUACUCCCCCCACUUCUACCCCAACCCCCUGUCUGGGUCAUUAGCCCAGCUUCCAGCACCCAUUUCACUACUGCCGGGAGAUAGCACAGAGCGGGCUGCAGCCCUGGGGGGCGGCUCCGUCCCUCGCCUCUGUCUCCCUCCCCAUGGCAUGACCCUGCCCCUCCGCGGCGCUGGGAAUGCGGCCAGCGAGCGUGAGAAGGAGCUGCUGGGUCCCAGGGCCCAGAGCCCUUCAGGGGGGCGAGGGACCAAAGAGGACCCUGGCUCCGAUUCCGAGUUGGAGAUCACAGAUCUAAGCGAAUGCAGCUCGGAGAACGAAGGCUGCGAUUUCAGCCCCGACAGCUUGGAGGCGAUAGAGAGCCAGGUGCAGAAUUACAAGCGGCUGCAGACAGAGCGGACGGCAGGGGCAACGGCCAGCAAGCCGGAAGGGGUGGCAGAGGCCAGCCUGGGCACUGCCAAGGAAGCGAAGAGUCUGCCAGGCAGCUGAACGCAGGCAUUAUUCGGAGCCCCCAACUGCUGGUCCCUCUCCAUCAGUAGCCCGAUUCUUAAGAGAGUUUAAAGCAAAGGAAAGAAAACAAAACCUGCCCCAUUUGUUUGAUGUCUCUAUUUUUAUAGGAAAAUUUUAUUCAUUGAUUAUACUGAGUCUAAUUCCCCAAAGCACCCUCACUUUCUCCUCCCCGUUCCCUUCACCCUGGGCUGGAAUACUCAUCCCUUCCCCCUCUCAACUUCAUCAAUGGAGGGCCUUGUCUUCACAUUCCUGGGGAGGCCCAGAUUGGGGCAAAAAGGCUUUCUGGAAGAAAGGGACGAGGGCUCAGGACAGGCAGCAGUGUGGCAGAGAUUUGGGGGGGGGCCCUGUGAGACUCCAGAUCUUACUGGACUCCCAGCUCACAGCAACCCAUAUGACCGAUGGUCAGGGAUGAUGGGAUUUGCAGUCCAGCAACACUUAAGACUUGAGAGCUGAAAGGGUCCUCUUCAUCACCUCUUCCAAUACCACGGGAAGAUACCUCCAUGCACUUUUGAUCACGAUCUGCCUCAGCUCUCCCUCCCUAGACAAGUCCCAUUAAACUUCCUGGACCGGCCAGCUCCACACCAUCUCUGAAAAUUUCCACAGGCUGCGUUAAUCCCUUUCAGUGCACCUGCCACCCCAUGAAAUUCUUUUGGCCUAUUUAACAGCCAGGCUUCUAGAGACAACCAGCUUGCUGCUGUGGCUGGCACAAUCUAUUUUGGUGCUUCAGCAAAGAACACCCAAAUGCCCCUCCCCCAUGCCGGGAAGUUCUCCUGCACAAGCCUUGUUGAUAUGAAGUGCAGGAUCUUUUCUCACCUGACGUAAGUUUCUUGGGUCAGAUUUCUGCCUGCUUCUCAUCAUUACCGAUGCCUUUAAAGCCACCUUGGGUCGUCACAAUCUGGGGCUUGCCCGAGUGUGCUGUGAAGGUGUCUUCAAAAAGGUCCAGCCAGAACACAAGAGUGGUUGUGUGAAUCAUCCCUUUUUAAGUCCAAGCAGUCCAAAUACCACCAUUCCUGUGUUGCUGCUCUACACCCGAUAGUUUUAAGGUGCACACGUAGGUCGUUGCAAACUGGGAUGCAGCAAAACGUGU
This is a messenger RNA of Podarcis muralis (Common wall lizard), 2614 nucleotides long. It is a transcript of the gene ERFL, whose product is annotated as ETS repressor factor like. Gene Ontology annotation, molecular function: DNA-binding transcription factor activity, RNA polymerase II-specific; sequence-specific DNA binding. Gene Ontology annotation, biological process: regulation of transcription by RNA polymerase II; cell differentiation. NCBI's taxonomy places the organism in Eukaryota, Metazoa, Chordata, Lepidosauria, Squamata, Lacertidae. Gene Ontology annotation, cellular component: nucleus. The record is from RefSeq and is a predicted model, not a curated record.